Cooperia oncophora is the source of this 330-nucleotide messenger RNA. The record is from the annotation of a GenBank genome assembly. Lineage: Eukaryota; Metazoa; Nematoda; Chromadorea; Rhabditida; Trichostrongylidae.
AUGACGGAGGCAUAUUCGCAAUGGGUGCAGCAGGUUAGCGGUGGUAAAUUCGAAAAUUUCCAAAUCGAUUCCAGGAAGUCUCAGAAAAAAAAGAACUGGAACACGCGCGGAGGAAAUCAACCGGAAGUCGAGCACUUCACUCACUUCCUAUCGAUCGCUACCGAUAUCAACUAUCGGUUUUUUGCGAAGUGUGGUGAACGAAUAGGAGGAUAUGCUAUUGAAGAGGAAAUGUGUGUUAACUACUUAUAUUAUUUUCCUGCAUCCGAAGUGGAAGUGUGUAAAUCGGCAGUGGAUAACGAGACUUUAAACAGCUACUUCGAGAACGUGUGA